GCCUUAUAGCAACAUAUAUUAUGCUUUCGGUACUUAAAACAAGUAUAUAUAAAUAGAAUAAAAAUAAAACUCCAUAAUUCUCCAGAACAGGGUUUUGCAUUUGCAUUGCACACAAAACCCUUCUUCUUCCUCCUGCCAUGGCUCCCGAUGCUUCCGACGCACUCUCAGUUAGGCAGAAAGUUCAACACUUUCUCAACGCUGCGCGUACCGGAAAUCUCGAUCUCUUAAAGAAAUUUGCCGAGCAGUUAGAUGAAGGGAAAGAUUUAACGAAAACAGUGGAAGCAAUUAAAGAUGCAAACAAGCGUGGGGCACUUCAUUUUGCUGCUCUUGAAGGACAGACUGAGAUUUGUAAAUAUCUGUUGGAGGAUUUGAAGCUCGAAAUUGAUUCGAAAGAUGAUGACGGAGAAACUGCUCUCAUUCAUGCUGCACGGCAAGGACACACUGCCACUGCUAAGUAUCUUAUCGACCAUGGUGCUGAUCCUACCAUUGCUAGCAAUUUAGGAGCUACGGCAUUGCAUCAUUCUGCUGGAAUAGGAGAUAUUGAGUUGCUUGAGCAUUUGCUGUCCAAAGGAAUUAAUCCUGACUUAGAGAGUGAUGCGGGAACACCCUUGGUUUGGGCUGCGGGUCAUGCUCAACAAGCUGCAGUUACUGUUCUAUUAAAACAUGGUGCAAAUCCUAAUGCUGAAACUGAUGAUGGCAUUACCCCACUCCUUUCAUCUGUGGCAGCUGGUUCGUUAGAAUGCUUGGAGCUGUUAAUACAGGCCGGUGCUAAAGUAAAUGUUAGUGCUGGUGGAGCAACUCCUUUGCACAUUGCAUCGGAUAAUGGGAGUCUAGAACUCAUGAAUUCCUUAUUGAAAGCUGGAGCUGAUCCUAAUGUUGCAGAUGAGGAUGGUGUCAAGCCAAUACAGGUUGCAGCUGCAAGGGGUAAUCGUGGAGCAGUUGAAAUAUUUUUCCCCGUUACAUCCAAAAUUGAUGCCAUUCCUUCUUGGACUAUUGAUGGGAUACUUGAGUAUAUGCAAUCAGAAAGUAAAAACCAGCAGGGUGAAUUGGUAAAUGGUAAAGAAAGUAACGGGCUCAAGGAUGCUGUUUCCCGAGAGCAAAAUAUCCCUGAGGUGUCACCAGAGGCCAAAAAGAGAGCAGCAGAAUCAAAAGCAAGAGGGGAUGAGGCUUUUAAAAGGAACGACCAUUAUACGGCUAUAGAUUCCUAUACACAAGCAAUUGAUCUGAACCCCGGUGAUGCUACAUUGCUAUCAAAUAGAAGUCUAUGUUGGAUGAGACUAGGUCAAGCCGAGCAAGCUUUAGCUGAUGCAAAGGCCUGUAGGGCAUUAAGACCAGAUUGGUCAAAAGCUUGUUAUAGGGAAGGCGCAGCCUUGCGUUUGUUGCAGAAGUUUGAAGAAGCCGCAAAUGCAUUUUACGAAGGAGUUACAAUUGAUCCGGAGAACAAAGAGCUUAUAAACGCAUUCAGGGAAGCUGUUGAAGCUGGACGGAAAUUUCAUGGCACGGCUGAGAAUAAGUCAUAGUUGGGCCUUUGCUAGCGAUGGAGCCUUUUAAACUUAUGAAUUUAUGUAUUUUUCUUAAGUUACAAUCUUUACGGGUACAGUUUACUAGUAACUAUUGCUAAAAAGGUUGUUGCUUAUUUGACAUGUUCAAAAAUUGCGGCAUUGGUGCGGUGCAGUGCAGUGUAUUAUCCAGGCUAAGGUUAAUAUGGACAGCCAUUAUAGGUGGUUCAUAACAGUUUUGUUUGUAAAUUUAUUUGAAUAGUCAGAUUUUGUUAUUCCAUAAGACAUUAUCUGGAAUGAAACGGUUGUCAACUAUCCACCCUUAAGUCUAAAGAUUUUGUGAAUUAAUA
Lathyrus oleraceus (garden pea) is the source of this 1849-nucleotide messenger RNA. RefSeq lists its product as uncharacterized. The transcript is spliced from 12 exons. NCBI's taxonomy places the organism in Eukaryota, Viridiplantae, Streptophyta, Magnoliopsida, Fabales, Fabaceae. Bases 138 to 1520 code for a protein of 460 amino acids. The record is from RefSeq and is a predicted model, not a curated record. Gene Ontology annotation, molecular function: protein binding.